AUUUGGGCGGGCCUUGCACUUUACUGAAAAAGAAUAGGAUUAACCACGUUGUUCUCCACAUAGCACGUCAAUGUUUAUUUUUAUUAAUUAAAACAUGUAUGCCAAGUCCCGAACGUUAAAUGCAGGACUGUGAGUCCUCAGAGUAGAGGAUAAUUUUACUUAAUAGCAUUUAACGAAUUGUCAGAAUAGUUUCUGCACGGAUAGAGCUAGUUGAAGGACCAACGUAGGGAAGUGCUGAAACUUACAAACACAAACGUGUGAAAAUGGCAACAGAUCCUCAGUUUGUGCUGCAGUAUCUUACAGAAGUUGAAGAGCUGGCAGAAGAUGUGCUAACAGACAAACAGCAGAUUGUGGAUUUGGAUGUGAAGAGGAAUCGAAACAGAGAAGCACUCAGAGUUUUGCAGAAAGACUUGGAGAAGUCAGAAAAGGUGAUGGUUUGUUUUGGGAACAUGUUUAUAAAGCUCCCAAAGUCGAGAACAAAGGAGAUGAUUCAGAAGUAAAGAUCAGAUUAAAGGAUUUGACCUUAAUCCUUUGUCUCUGGAGGAAAUGCAGGCAAUUAAAAAAGUUCUACAAGCAAAAUAGUUCAAAGGAAGAAUGUAUGUCAAAAUGGAGUCCUCCAAAAACAUGUUUCUGAUCUGACUACUCUACAUGGAUAGAGAGAAAUUCUGCAUGAAGUCUGAAGUCUCAGCAGAAUGAAGUGUGUGUGAAGUUUUACUGAAUUUGUAAUGCCUUCUGUGAAGGUGUGGAGUCUGCAUUGCUUGUUCAAGAAGUGACAUACCAUUUUUUUCUGUUUUAAAAAACAUAAUAGAAGAGCAGUGCAAAAUGUAUAGAACUUGUGUGCUUCAUUGUCUUACCCUCAUUAAAUGUGCUUGUAUGUUUUUGUCCAUUUACAAGAAUAAAAACUUCUAUUUUAGCUUGAAA
Molecule: messenger RNA, 921 nt
Organism: Protopterus annectens (West African lungfish)
Lineage: Eukaryota; Metazoa; Chordata; Ceratodontiformes; Protopteridae
Gene: PDRG1
Product: p53 and DNA damage regulated 1
Source: RefSeq, a predicted model, not a curated record